Molecule: messenger RNA, 2688 nt
Organism: Hyalella azteca
Lineage: Eukaryota; Metazoa; Arthropoda; Malacostraca; Amphipoda; Hyalellidae
Exons: 7
Coding region: 350-2299 (649 amino acids)
Biological process (GO): synapse organization
Cellular component (GO): neuron projection membrane
Source: RefSeq, a predicted model, not a curated record
CUUCAGCGCUACUCUCUGCCUUAACUUUGUGAAGAAGUGCAGUGUAAUCAAACGAAUCAGUGAAAAAAGUUCUAUACUGGUGAUAAUAAUUGCAGAAGUGCUUUGAUUCAUUAAGGAAUAAAACAUUACAAAUUGAUCGAAUUCGUACUCCAAAAAUUUUGAGAACACCACAAGGAAAACUUAUAUGUUGUAAUUUACAACAUCAACAAUUUUUCUCUUCGAUGCUUUAAUUGCGAAUUCUACGUCAUUUCUAAAUCCCUCUGUUCACUUUGUAAACUAAAAUCGCUCUCACAACACCUUCUAAAUCUCAUAUCAACAUUUUGAAUGAUUAUUAGACUAAAGAAUCAUCAUGAGAGGCUGGAUGACACUCACACACAUCCUCUGGACAGCUCUGUACUGCCACUGCUCUGCGACACUCUCACCGCCUCUACCCUCAACCUAUUACGCUCCUUUCCCUUCUUUUUCCAAUAACUCCACCGCUCCCUUUCUUACCGUCGAUGAUAUAAUUUCAUUUAUGCGUGAUUCAGCGAAGGCAAACUCUUUUUCUACGUCGGUGGGAAGACAGAAAAUUCAAUCGAAUCGCUCAAUUCAGAAUGCCACUCUGUCUCCCCAUCACACUUCAGAGCAGCUGCUUCGAGUCUGGGGAGACGGGCCACAAAAUAAUCCGAAACAACAAGCUAACCCUGCAACUACAACACAAGAAGAAAUAUUCCAGCAACAACAAUCGUCCGUGCAAUGGCACUCAACUGAACACAGAGAGCGAGGUGGGACAAAUAACCUGGCGAGUCGACUUGACCGCAGUCCUCAGGAGAGAGGUCGCAGAAAGAAACGAGGUGCUGAGUUGGAAAGGUCACUGCGCUCAAAUGCAGACCGAAAACGAUCCGUUUAUGAAAACAUUCCACCCAUCACCAGUCAGCGACGUCGAUCCUUGGAAGUCCAGAACUCAGAACAAGAUGAGGAAGUCCACCACAAUCAGAGACUCAAUCAAAUUUAUUUGUCAGGAAGCCUUCGAGGAAGCUCAUCAGACUAUUUCUUGCGAGACAACUUGCACCGGAGUGAGACAAUGUCUACCGAACUGCCCCCAUUCAUCCCUAAGGGUAAAAGUCCAAGUGUCUUCAGCCCAAGCAACGUCCACGAGGGUCUCCGGUGCCGGCGAAAUGCAAUACAAAGUUAUCGAUCACGCACAUGGACUAUAAAUUCGAACGAGUGGAACAAUCAAUCCACCGGACGGAAUAGGAGAUCAACUGUGAGGUGCAAGCGCAGGAGUUUUCUAGGUGUUGGUCCUCCAUCAUUCCACGUGUCUUCGCCGAAGAAUAUUACGGCUCAACUGGGUGCCAGUGCCUACCUACCAUGCAGGAUAAAAAACCUCGGCAAUAAAUCUGUUUCGUGGUUCCGGAAGCGGGACUCGCACAUCCUAACGGUGGAUCGCAACACAUUCAUCGCUGACGAUCGCUUCAGCGCCUGGCACGAGGGAGGCACACAGUCCUGGACUCUACGGAUCCAGUACGCCCAGUUCCGGGACGCCGGCGACUACGAGUGCCAAGUCUCAACCAUAUGCAAACGACAUUCCGCAGAAGUUUCCACUCAGCCCAAAGAACCCUCAGCCGUGAUCUCAGGCACUCAGGACCAGUUCGUGCGUGCCGGCAGCACAGUGACGCUAACAUGUGAGCUGCACAACACGGUUGAGGAGCCCAGCUUCAUAUUCUGGUAUCAGGACGGCACGCGUCUCAUCCACGCGGCGGGAGGGCGGCUCGUGAUCGGCGCAGCGGUGCGCGUGGCCAGCGACCGCCACGCGUCCUCACUGACCAUCCGACGCGCGGCGCCGCGGGACUCCGGCAACUACACGUGCGCCCCCGCGUCCAUUGACCCCGCCAGCGUGACGCUGCACGUGCUGCAUGACGAGCAUCCAGCAGCAAUGCAACAUGGCACAACCAACAGAGGCCCUGCAGCUGUGGCAGCGACUACAGCUGUAACAGCUGUUGUUGUCUGCCAAUUGGUCAUGUCUGCGAAUGUUCAACAGCCGUCAACCUACAGCCUCUUGGCCCUCGUUUGCUGGACAGCUUUCUCGACAUCGAGCAUUGCGCUCAGUUUCUGCUUUAACGUCAUAAAGGUUUUUGACAUUCACAACUGCGUGCGUAAUUUUGUUUCGAUAACACAAAGAAACAAACAAAGGGAGAUUGAUAAAGAAGGGAACCCGACAGCUUCGAAGACGUGGCCCCAGAAUCCCGACUUUCUGGAGGUUACAGAAGUCGUUUGUAAGCUCGAGUCUCCCAGGGAAGUCAGAACGUCUAAAACAUGACUAGCUUAUUGACUCCUCUUCGAAUGAACGCGGGUUUUGAUACGGCGAUGAGACAUUUGCUGUGAUUAAAUUCUUCAAGUAUUCAUGCUUAAAUUAUGUUCAAAAAUUUCACCAAGAAAGUCUUAAAAAUAGGUUUUCUUACUUUGUUAAUUUAGAUUUCUUUUUGUUUCACUAAUUUUCGACAAGAUGAACGAAUACAACACCGUUUGUAAAAUAGCGCUGGGGAAUGACUAAAAUUUUCAGUUCAUCAAAAAUUAGCUAUAUCCAUUCAUCACCAAAUGCUUCAUAUGAUUAAUGCAAACCAACUAACUUUCGUCGACAAGUUACAUGGAUUUUUGAGCAACGCUACCAUGCAUGACAUCCAAGCUUCAAUUAAAAAUUUGUUCAGC